Molecule: messenger RNA, 767 nt
Organism: Benincasa hispida (wax gourd)
Lineage: Eukaryota; Viridiplantae; Streptophyta; Magnoliopsida; Cucurbitales; Cucurbitaceae
Product: proteasome assembly chaperone-like protein
Biological process (GO): proteasome assembly
Source: RefSeq, a predicted model, not a curated record
UUUGUCAGGGGACGCAGUAUCAUGGAAAAAUUGGGUGAAAGGCAAAAAGAUGGGGAUAGAAGAAACUAAAAGGGAAAAAAAAAAUGGUAGGUGCAUUGACUUCAAAAGUUCAAAGUUAGUGUGCGAAGCAAUUUGAUUCGAUUGACCACAGUCAGAAGACUUUGAUUCUUCCUUCUCCCAUGGAAAACUCGGGAACCCGCUUUCCGGUUUCCCACAAACAGGCCUCAAUGGAAAUUAAGGGAAUCAAAACGGAUAUUGUCAUUUGUCGCCACGACGAUCAUUUUCUUGUUAUUGCAACUCAAAUUGGAGCAAUGGGGACUAUGUUGCAAGCCAGGAAGGAAGAGGGGAUGGCAAUUCAUUCAACCUUCUCAGUGUCAACCAUUUUUGGCAAAAGAGAUGAGCCGAUGCUGGUCGCAUGUGCACGUCAGUUGAUUGAACAAAUCAGUUUAUCAGGUUCAUACAAACCAUUAUUAAUCUCUCUUGGCCUUAAAGAUCACUCUGUGGAGACAAUGAGAGGCAUUGUUACUGCUGUGUCUGAGAAUAGACUUUGGUAAUAUUCGACUUUUGCUGCUUGAACCCUCAUUUUGUUCACAUUUUAUAUUCCUACUUUUGUAACAUAUUUUUUGGUGGGUGGGUGGUUUUGAAGAUUUUAUUGGUAAAUUAUAGAUUUGUUGUCUUGAAGAUGAUAGACAAGGAUGAGACUUCAAUGGUAGACUGUGCGAGUUAUCUGAAAAUUCCAAAAUCUAAUCUUUUAAGAUGGUUUAUAA